GGGGGGUUUGUGAGGUUGCUAAAAUCUAGUUACAGUUUUACAUCUAGCCUAGAUUCUAGAUGAUAUAUUUUUACUUUCCUUUUUAUUUGACUAAACUAGACCUCUAAAGUCUAGAUCUAGUCUAAAUCUAGACCAAGUAAAAAAUUCUAAUGGAUAGUAAAGAAGAUGCCCUAGGAAAAAUUUCCAGACAGCUAGCAUCAAUGUCUGGACACAGGAAUGAGAUGAGUAAUGACAGUAGCAUGUGGACACCCUUUAGUGGAAUAUCCGCACAAACCACAGAUGUCCCAUUUGGUAAUUUGUACACCUGGAAUCCUAUGGAUUUGCCAGAUUUUGAACCUCUUACGCCAUCUCCAGGUGCUGCUAAUGUUCCUACCUAUUUAGAUUUAACAGAACAGUCUAGGCUCAGUGAAGUGCACUCUAAUCAGAUGCUUUCACACCAAGGUCUGGAGUCCCAAAAAUACAUUUCAGUUGAUGCAGCUGAAAGAAGACCAGCUCUCAGAGAUGGGAUUAGCCCCCAUGGUUACACAAUUCUAGGGCAAAAUACCAUUCCUUCCAGUUACCAGUAUGAACCUCUAGGUGCUUUAAGUCAUACACAAUCUUCCACUUCUAACCAAAGUAAUCAUUCUGAAAGGUCAAGAGUGCUUCCACAUAGUACUGGUAGCAGUAUUUUUUUAAAUAGCAAGCCAAAUGAAAAUAUUUCCUCAAUAGGAUUUACUUACAACACUAAGCCAGAAGAAAACACUUUUGGACUGGAAUCUUUGACUCGCAACUCUCUCUUUGACCCUCUCAUAGGCCUACCACUUAUAAAUCUUAACAGGAACAUGCCUGAAAAUCCCCAAAGUCUUUCACCUAAACCAUCACUUAGUGACUCUUUCAAUUAUUUGAAUACAUCCAACAUCAAAGUAGACUUAGGCCUUCAUGUUAGUGAUCAGUAUACUAAUAACUCCGAUGGUUUAUCCUUAAAAACUGGAGAUGAAAAUGUUCUGACAUCUGCUAAGAAGAAAUGGCACUCUUUUGAUUCUAGUCUAAAGUGCUCUGAACCAGUGAUGGAACCUGUUGUCUCUGACACUCAGAAGCCAUCUUACUCAGACAUUGCCAAAACACCAAAAUUAAAUAAACCUGAAAAUAUUACAUCUGCAGAGACUGCCAGUAAAUUUCAAGCAUUCAAACAAGUUAAGAAAGAUACAAUGCCCUCACGGCCUCCUGUAAAAAGGACAUCUUCUGGCUCCAAGUACUGGCCUAAAUCUAAUCAGGGCACUGAUACUGAACAGUCUAAACCACCUACAAUGUCUCGAUAUGGUUUAGAUCAUUUCAGUGAACACACAAUCUCUCCAGGCAGCCAAAGUGGCAGCUCAGAAAAUUUAGCCCAAUCGACACGGAGUCGAACCGGUAGUGGCAGUAGUGCUGAAGGCUCAUCUAGUGCACCUGAUGACUUGAAUUCUAAGCUAUCUUUUGCUGAUUCCAAUCUACUUCAUCAGGAGCAAAAAUCUGAGAAGGUUUUCAAAGCUCCAUCUCCAACUGAGCAUGUUUUCUUUGAUCCUAGGAGAAUCUUUCAGACAAAAGCCAAUAACAAAUCUAAAUUACAGCCACAAGCCAAGCUAAAAGAGACCAAUGUGCAUGAUCGAGGUAAAAUACAAAGUGAAACAGUAUUGAAUAACGAUAAGCCCACAGCCAGCAAUGCUUCAUCUAAACUCUCUUCCAGUGCCCGUCAGCAUGACUACAUUAACAAUGACCUUCGAGAUGCCAAUAAACUGACCAAUCAAAUUUCAGCUGAGAAUGGACAAAGCAGCAUGAAUAAAAAUGAAGAUACUCUAAGGGUGAAAGAAAAUCGUUCUGUGAAACGACCCGGAGGAAGGGCCAGUGGAGUUUACAGAAGACACAAGAGUGCAGAUAAUGGACACAUGGAAAAUGACAGUAAAAGAGAUGACACUCAGCAUCAUCAGGGAAACCCCAGAUUUUUAGUGCAACUUUUUGCUAGAGAUAAAAUAGAGGAGAUUUUCAUUCUUUUUCGGGAAACUAUCUCACAUUACGGAAAACUGCUGUUAACACACUUGAUUCAUUGGCUGUUACUUUUCUUCAGAUUGAUAUUUUAUCUUGCUGUAGGAGGCUUUAAUUUAGCUUUAAUUGUAAUGUCUGCUGUCUUGCAUUGGCUGAAACUGAAGUUUUCAAAAGAUUCCCCUGACACCAAGGGCAGUUCUUGGAGUCCUAGAGACUCUUUACGUCGCCGUGUUGGACUGGAAGAAAAUAUUACAUUACCAUCAACAGGUGAAGAAGCAAUGAAAAGAUUAUUAGCUUGCAAAGGCAAAGAUCCUUACAGUAUAUUGGGUCUGCGUGCAGACUCAACAGAUGAAGAGAUCAAAAAAUACUACAGAAAACAAGCUGUGCUAGUACAUCCAGAUAAAAACCAAGAGCCAGGUGCUGAGGAAGCUUUCAAAAUUUUAGGCCAUGCAUUUGAAAUGAUAGGGGAUUCAUCUAAAAGGAAAACUUAUGACAGUCACACACAAGAAGCCAAUGAAGCAGAAGCAAUGAGAGAGUUUGCUGAGAUGCUAUCUAAACUACAGACCAAGAUUCAGGAGGCUGCAAAUAUCAUGCCCUGCGAUAACUGCCAUGGCAAGCAUCAGCGCUUUCCAGUGGAGAGACCUUUCUACAGUGCAAGGUUUUGUCAACGCUGCAAUGUGUUUCAUGCUGCAAAAGAGGGGGAUGUUUGGGCAGAGACCACAAUGCUUGGGUUUCGCUGGCACUAUUAUGCUCUGAUGGAGAAUCAUGUUUUUGAUAUAACACAAUGGAUGGCUUGUCAUAAGGAGUAUUUUAAACACAUGAAAGCUAACUACCACAAUGUUACUUAUAGAAUAGCUACAGAAGGAAACAAAAGAAAUAAACGCCAAGCAGGAGAACCAAGUCUAGAAGAUUUUAUCAACCACCUAAUCAAUAAAUCUGCUGCAGCAAGUGAAGGUCAGAGUUCAUCUUGGGGUCAGUCGCACACACCACCAGAUGACAACAGCUGGAAUCACAGCCAUCCUGGUACAACUGGUUCUAAACAGAAAGGCCGCCGCAAGAAGAAACGUUAAUGUGAUUCUCUCUGGCUGAACUCUCAUUCAGCCUUUGGGUCUUUUUACUUAUGACAUAAUAGUUAUAUGUUCUCUUUAUCUUAGUCUUAUUUUAUUUCCUGCCUGUAUCAUUAUUAUUGUGUCUAAACACAAGUACUUAUUGAAAUAUGGUCUGAAUUCUAUCAUCUUUUCAUUGACUUAAGAAGCUUAUGAAUAAUAAUAAUAAUAGUAAUAAAUAAAUAAAUGAAACAAUUGCAAUACUUCAAUGACUGUAAUCCAGUUCUAGUAUUUUUCUAGUUUUGUUCAAUGUUUACAUCAAUUAUAAAUGUAUUCAUUCUACACACACUACACAGUGAUUUAAAUUAUAUAUAAAUAUAUCUACACCAUACAUUUAGUGGCAUAUGCUUAUGUAUUGUAAAAACUCAUUGACAACUAGUACUAUUUAAUUGCUCAAACUAAUCAUUUAUCUGCUUGAGUAGAGACCUCAUUCACAUGGAUUUAGUGGGUGUGUCAAAAUUCAUGUGUACCUUUUCUUAAUUUUAUGCUAAUUGAAGUAUUAUGUUUAUUGACAAUAAAAGAGUGUUUGUUACUCUUCACAACCUAAAUUGUUCAAAAGACAAGGCAGUCCUUAAAUCUUUUUUUUUUUUUCUCAUCAUUUUAAUUUAAAAAAAAGAUUGAAUAUCUAGGUCUGUGUUAGAAUUUUCUUCAAUAAUGUAAUUUCCCUAUUUGUCAUGUUUUAUAGUCUGCUGCACUAGUGUUAUAGUCAGCUGCAGUAAAAAAAAUGUGCCUUUUCUUUUUUAAUAAGUGAGCAGCUUACAAUUUGUUUAAUGAUUUUGUAUUCAUCAGAACUACUUAACACCUUUUUUAAAAUAUAUAUUGUAUUAUUUUCGGUGAGGUUGUAUUUUUUGUUACCCUUAAGAGAUAUUAAGAUUAGUUGAAGCUUUUUUUGUUUUACUUGUGACUUAUAACAAACAAGUCAGAUAGACUUGAAAGAAAAUGUUUAUGAUGAGGCUAGUCUCAUGGAGUAGUGGUUCUCAACCUGAUAGGAUAUUUAUGAGAUUUUUCAGUUUGUAGACUGUAGAAAUUUCUAUAGUUUUUCUCUUAAUAAUGAGCUCUGUAUUGUGUUGGAAGGUUUUUAAAUCUGUGGUAUCAGAUUGUUCUGUUUCAACUGCAAUAACAUUUUUAGUGCUUUCACUAGGUAUCUAUCACCACCACCCCUUUUUUUAAAUUUUUUUUUCAAGAGGAGAAAUACCUCUACAUGUGGGAACCAUUGUUCUAAUGCGUAUUAGGUCUUAUAUAUUGUUUGCGCAUAAUGUUUUAAUGGAUGACUUUUUUUUUUUUGAAUAUUAUAGACUUUUUACAUGCAACUUUCUAUUUAUAGUCAUUUAUUUUUGUUCUCAUGUAUAAACACUUAUUACACUUUAUUUGAAAUUAAUCUUGUGUCUCCUAUGUAGCAUGGCAUAAUUACAUUUUAACAUUGCUGUAAGCUUAAGAGUAUUUUACAACAUAAAAUAAAUAAAACAGAAUCCAUAUAGUAUACAUUUUCAUGUCUGGAAUAAGUUUGUUCUAAAAUUAACAAAUAUAUAAAACGACUUUUCAAUUAUAUUCAAUAUUUGCUCUCAUAUGGAAGCCACAAUAUGUGUAAGAGCUGUCACAGAAAUUAUCUCUGUUUUUUCUUGAGGACUAUCUGGUCUGACCUAUUCUGAAUUAUUGUUAGGCAUCUUGGCUAACACAGACAUGCAGUAGCCAAAGUCUGAGAAUAUGAACACAGCAAGCUUCUUUACAGAGCCAUUAGACAAUAGGUUCAGGUCUGUUCUCAAUUGUUACGUGUAAAAUGCAAAUAGCAAUAGUAAAUCAUUAAUAUAGGGCAAAUCACUAAUUAGUCUUUAUGUGUUGUACAAGUUCUUUUUACAAUUACUUGUACAAUAACAAUAACCAAUUCUUCUACAUCAAUAAACAGUACUAAGUAUCUAUGAAUAUAUCUCUUUUAUUUUUUCUUUUCUAAAGCUGUAUGCAUUGACUCUUUUUUGUAGUUCUGAUUUCUUUGGUUUCAUGUAUUGUUAUGUUAGUUCUUAAACAUUGUUUUGUUUCUUAUUUCAUGUCUUUGUAACGAGUAAGUUACUUAUUGAAAUAUUAUUUCUACUUGUAUCUUAUGUACGAUUGGACAUACGUCUUAAUGAUGUUAUAAGAUUGCUUAAUUAUAUCAGUGGCCAACACCAAUGUUGCAGUUUUUUUUGUCUCCCCCUUUCCUAAUGACAUUGUAAUCCCUUGCACUAAACAUUUUGCUUCACAAUACUCAUGACUUGAAGUCAUCACUGGCUGGAAUACCUGGUGGUGAUGUCUGAAGAGUCUUUUAUUGAAAUUGGUUUUUUUAACUAACAAAGGUAAGUAGUUCACUAAAUGUUCACCAGACUGGUCGUUUGGUUGUCUUUAUGGUCCCAGGUUCAUAUCCAACCCACUGUUGUCAUGCAGGAGGUUUGGGCUAGAAUGUAGAAAGGGGAACAACUUCAAAACAUUUCUCUCCCCCCCCCCUUUUUCAUUUAUUGAUAUUUUGAUAGUAAUUUUGUUUUCCCUUCUCCUUAAAAUGGAUUUUUUCUUUCUGAUUAAAUGAACAUUUUUAAAAAUUCUAUUUUUACUUCUAUUUAAAUAGGGCUGUUUCACUGAAGCUUCCAUUUUGUUGCAUUUAUUUGUCAAGGCACUUACAAAAUAAUUGUGCACUUACCAGAAUAGCAUUCUCCCCUUAUGCUGCAGUCUCUCUCUCUCUGUAGACUAGUAGUUCUUUGUAUGACUGGUCCCAGACAGUUCUAAAUCUCAAUGUCUCUCCAACCCACUCAUGUUUUAGUUGUAAAUAAAUAUAGAAAUAAUGUCAGGGCUUGGGGUAAGGUUUAAAUCAUUGACUUCAUCAUCAGUUGCAAGUUGUUGGUUUAUAGGGUCACACUUUCUUCUUCCCCUCUGCUCCAAUGUUACAAAGUGAAAUAGCUUUAUAUCAAUCAUGGGUUCCAGGCCAUCCUUUGUUUUAUUAGCUUGUCUACCAAUGUGUCAUUGUAAGUGGCUGCUUGUCACCCACUUCAAAAACAGUAGCUGCACUGUUGCUACACAUCAAGGCUUUCUGCCACUAUAUUAAUAAACUGAACAGCCAUAAUGUCUGA
Biomphalaria glabrata is the source of this 6196-nucleotide messenger RNA. Its product is annotated as dnaJ homolog dnj-5-like. The transcript has 14 exons. Bases 150 to 3068 code for a protein of 972 amino acids. The record is from RefSeq and is a predicted model, not a curated record. NCBI's taxonomy places the organism in Eukaryota, Metazoa, Mollusca, Gastropoda, Planorbidae. Gene Ontology annotation, molecular function: dopamine receptor binding.